This is a messenger RNA of Brassica oleracea var. oleracea, 1455 nucleotides long. RefSeq names its product UPF0613 protein PB24D3.06c-like. Bases 141 to 1211 code for a protein of 356 amino acids. The transcript is spliced from 9 exons. NCBI's taxonomy places the organism in Eukaryota, Viridiplantae, Streptophyta, Magnoliopsida, Brassicales, Brassicaceae. The record is from RefSeq and is a predicted model, not a curated record.
GAUAUUGACAACGUAAUUUGGGACGCAAUCAACAAAGUCCGACAUGUAUACCAACAACGACUUCCUCUACUCACGCGGGUGACGGCGCGUGCUUUCACUCGUUAAAACUUCCUCUCGAAUCUGAAAACCGCCGCACGGAGAUGUCUCUCUCGCUGCGCUCUUCUUCUGCGGCGGCGUCGACAUCGGGAUCAUCGUCUUCUCCAGCGGCGGCUUCGUCAUCCUCCACGGCGACGACGACGUCCUGGUUCUCGGGAAUCUACCGAGGAAAAUCCGGAACGGCGAAGCUGUCGAAAAGCGCGUCGGUUGCGGGAGGCGGAAGCGGGGAUUACGGGGGCGGACCGAUCAAAGGGAAGAACCAAUUUCGCGGAGUGUUGUUCAAAUACGGUCCCAAAUCAAUUCAGGUGGCUUUUAAGACGGGAGAGUAUAAACAACAAGUGAUCUUCAUCGGUGGAUUAACCGAUGGUCUUUUAGCUACCGAUUACUUGGAACCUCUUGCAAUUGCUUUGGAUAACGAGAAAUGGUCACUUGUUCAGCUACUCAUGUCCUCUUCAUAUUCUGGAUUCGGCACUUCCAGCUUGAAACAAGAUGCACAAGAGAUCGACCAACUGGUAAGCUAUCUCAUCAACAAAGAGAACUCUGAAGGCGUUGUUCUGCUUGGUCAUAGCACUGGCUGCCAGGACAUUGUGUAUUACAUGGGAACGAAUGCUGCAUGCUCCCGAGCCGUCCGAGCUACAAUUUUGCAGGCACCGGUCAGCGAUAGAGAGUACAAAGCAACACUCCCUGAAACACCAGCUCUGAUAGACUUGGCUGCAAAAAUGAUAAGCGAAGGCCGAGCAGAGGAGCUAAUGCCUAAAGAAGCUGAUCCUUGUGCUCCAAUCUCUGCUUAUAGAUAUCACUCCCUCUGCGCUUACAUGGGGGACGACGAUAUGUUUAGUUCUGACCUAAGUGAUGAUCAGUUGAAAACUAGACUUGGUCAUAUGGCUAACACACCUUGUCAGGUGAUUUUCUCCAUGGGUGAUGAGUAUGUACCGGAUUAUGUCGACAAAAAAGCACUGGUUAAUAGAUUAAGUAAAGCAAUGGGAGGAGCAGAGAAAGUGGAGAUAGAGCAUGGGAACCACUCUCUAUCCAAUAGAGUUCAUGAAGCUGUUCAAGCCAUUAUUGGUUUUGUCAAAAGAGAAGGACCCAGUGGUUGGGAUGACCCUUGGAGCUAAAUCUUCCUUCUUUUUCAUUUAUAUGGAUGGAAAAUUAUCCAAAUCUCAAUCUCAUGAAUUAGCUUGACUUCUUGGGCUGAUUCACAAUCAUUUCUCCUUCAGCGUAAAGAGAAGACAAUUUGUUUUCUCUUUGUCUGAUAUAUAUAUACUUGGAUCAUUGAAAAACUCGUUCAUGUUAUAUAACCAUCGGUUUCUUUUGUUGUAUCUUUGUCUUCAUACGAAAUUGUUUUCUUUUUAUAUGAUC